Molecule: messenger RNA, 357 nt
Organism: Colletotrichum abscissum
Lineage: Eukaryota; Fungi; Ascomycota; Sordariomycetes; Glomerellales; Glomerellaceae
Product: GRIM-19 protein
Exons: 4
Coding region: 1-357 (118 amino acids)
Source: RefSeq, a predicted model, not a curated record
AUGCCUCAGGAUAUGCCGCCCGUGGGGGGCUACCAGGCUGUGCAGUACAAGCGCAACUUGCCCGCCCGUGGAUUCCGCCCCGGCACAAUGUUGAUCGGUAUGGGACUGGUGAUGGGAUACGGAUGGUAUCAGUUGACCAAGGGUAUCCGGGAAGCCAACGAGCUGGCGAGAGAGAAGAUGUGGGCGCGCAUUCACCUUAUCCCCCUCCUCCAAGCCGAGGAGGACCGCGACCAGGUUCGUAGGUGGUACGCCGACCAGGCGAGAGAGAAGGAGCUGUUGGGCGAGAACACCAAGGUCUACCACAACGAGAGAUUCGUUCGUCCUACCUUUGCCCUUGCGCCGCAAAGCAAGAACUAG